AUCUUCCUCUUUCCUCAUAAAAAGGGAGCAGCAUCAAAUAACAUUGGUAACAACAGCCACCUCAGUGCAACUUCAGCGUUACAGCUGGAGAGUCAUGCCUACUGCAAAGAACAGCCAGCAGAGUACUGUUUUCUAUGAUCUUUGGAGAUAAAGCUGCAUCUCCAGUGACUUAAACAAAAAGGUGGACGUUGUUGUGACUACCAUUACCGAUAACCUGAAAGAAGGCCUUCUAGUUCUCCCAUCAUUUCAGUGAACAACCUGGUGAUCAAGUUAGAAAUUCAAUGGAGGAAAUGGAAACCAAAUUCUGCAGCAGUGACAAAGAGGAAGCUUUCAAAAGAGAAACGCCAUACUGCAUAGGAGAAAUCGACUUCACCGCUUCUGGGAAGAAACGUGGAAAGUUUAUUAAGGUCCCGUGUACUAUUCAUCCUGGAAUUAUAUUUGAAGUUAUGCUCAACAAAUGGAAGCUACCUGCUCCCAAUUUGGUCGUCUCUUUAGUAGGGGAAGAAGAAAAUUUCCAGAUGAAGCCUUGGCUACGAGACACCUUAAAAAAAGGACUCAUAAAAGCAGCUCAAAGCACAGAUGCCUGGAUUUUUACCAGUGCUUUACGUGUUGGAAUAACAAGACACUUAGUGCAAGCAGUCCGAGAUCACGCACUGGCUAGUGCUUCAUCCAAAGUAAGAGUGAUUGCCAUAGGAAUAACUUCCCUCGGAAAAAUUCAGCACAGAGAAAUUCUGGAGAACGCAAAGGAUGAAAGCCUUGUACAUUACCAGUCAGAUGAUAAUGUCCAAGGCCCACUGUAUUCACUGGACCACAACCAUUCCCAUUUUAUUUUGGUGGAUCACGUAACACCAGAGGAUCCAGACAGAACGACUGAACUACGGCUCACCUUGGAAAAGCACAUUUCAGAACAGCGCACUGGGUAUGGUGGAACAGGCAGCAUUGAGAUUCCUGUGCUUUGCUUACUGGUAAAUGGAGGACCAAGCACACUUGAGAGGAUUUGCAUCGGUUUGGAAAAUUCUGCUCCCUGGCUUAUCUUAGCAGGGUCUGGAGGUACAGCUGACAUCUUAGCUGCAUUCAUGAAUGAGCCACAGCUUAUUGUGCCAGAAGCUGUUGAAAAGCAAUUUAAGGAGAAAUUCCCUGCAGAAAGCUUCUUGUGGAAGGACAUUCUCCAGUGGACAGCAACAAUUCAAAACAUUAUUUCACACCAACAUCUUCUAACUCUGCACAACUUUGAGCAAGACGAUUCAGAACUAGACACAGUCAUUUUAAAAGCUUUAGUAAAAGCCUGUAAAAGCCACAGUCAGGAGGCCCAGGAAUAUUUGGAUGAACUAAAGUUGGCAGUGGCCUGGAACAGAGUGGACAUAGCUAAAAGUGAAAUAUUCAAUGGUGAUGUGGAAUGGAAGUCCUGUGACCUGGAGGAAGUGAUGAUGGAUGCUCUGAUCAAUGACAAACCAGAAUUUGUCAAGUUGUUUAUUGACAAUGGGGCCAACAUAUCCGAAUUCCUGACAUACAGUCGUCUGCAGAGACUCUACUGUUCCAUUUCUCAGAAGUGUCUCCUCUACAAACUUCUACUGAAGAAACAUGAGGAAAGCAAAGUGACCUUGGCAGGGCUCACAGGUCAGCAGCAGCAGGAGUCCUACCCACUCUUCACUCUCAGUGAAGUUUCUAGAGUUCUCAAGGAUUUUCUCCAUGAUGCAUGCAAAGGUUUCUACCAAGAUCUCAGACACGGAGGCAAGAAGAAAUCUGAUAAAACAAAUACAAGGCAAUUACCUGAGCCCUUGGACAUGAACCAGAAAAGUAAAAAUCCUUGGAGGGAUUUGUUUGUAUGGGCAGUACUUCAAAACCGGCACAAGAUGGCAAAGUAUUUCUGGGCUAUGGGUCAGGAGGGUGUAGCUUCAGCUCUGGCAGCCUGUAAGAUCCUUAGGGAGAUGUCCCACCUGGAGACAAAGACAGAAGUAGCACGUAUAAUGAAAGAAGCGAAGUAUGAGCAGCUCGCUGUUGAACUGUUCAGUGAAUGCUACCGCAACAGCGAGGAGAGAGCAUUUGCUCUGUUGGUAAGAAAAAAUCAGUACUGGAGCAAAACCACCUGCCUUCAACUGGCUACAGAAGCAGAUGCAAAGUCUUUCUUUGCACAUGAUGGUGUCCAGGCCUUCCUGACAAAAAUAUGGUGGGGUGACAUGUCUACAAGCACACAGAUCCUGAAAUUAAUCUGUGGAUUCUGGUGUCCUUUCCUAAUCUACACAAAUUUAAUAGCAUUCAGUGAGGAAAAACAGUCAAAGAAAGAACCAGAGCCACCUAGAGAGCUGGACAGUUCAGAUACAGAAAAGACUUUGUUUCUUUCUAAGGAAGAAUAUAGAGGAAAUGGUAAAUUAGAAAAGCAGAACCCUUCUGAAAACACAGCGUGGGCAACAUUCUUGUUUACUCGGUGGAAAAAAUUCUGGAGUGCCCCUGUAACUGUAUUUAUGGGAAAUGUUAUAAUGUACUUUGCUUUCCUGUUUCUGUUUACUUAUGUCCUUUUACUGGAUUUUAAACCACCUCCACCUGAGGGUCCAUCUGUUAAAGAAAUUAUACUUUACUUCUGGGUUUUUACCCUGGUCUUAGAAGAAAUCCGACAGAGUUUCUUUACAGAUGAAGACACAAAUUUAAUGAAGAAAUUCAAACUGUAUUUAGAGGAUAACUGGAAUAAAUGUGAUAUGGUGACCAUCUUCCUUUUCAUAAUUGGGGUAACCUGCAGGAUGCUGAAUUCAACUUUUCAAGCUGGCCGCACGAUACUUGCCAUUGAUUUUAUGGUGUUUACCCUUAGACUUAUACACAUUUUUGCAAUUCACAAACAGCUUGGACCAAAAAUCAUAAUUGUGGAAAGGAUGAUGAAGGAUGUUUUCUUCUUUCUGUUUUUCUUGAGUGUAUGGCUCAUUGCCUAUGGUGUGACAACUCAAGCUCUGCUUCAUCCUGAUGACAAUCGAGUGGAGUGGAUAUUCAGAAGAGUGCUUUAUCGUCCCUACCUUCAGAUAUUUGGCCAGAUUCCACUGGACGAAAUAGACACAUCACGAGUGUUUCCCCGGAACUGUACGCUUAAUCCAUUGCAGAUUCUGCAGGACAACUCACCAUCAUGUCCUAACAACUACGCCAACUGGCUUGUCAUACUUCUGCUGGUUAUCUUCCUACUAGUCACAAACGUUCUCCUUAUGAACCUCCUGAUUGCUAUGUUCAGUUACACUUUUCAAGUUGUUCAGGGCAAUGCAGACAUCUUCUGGAAGCUUCAGCGCUACAAUCUGAUUGUUGAAUAUCACGGACGGCCUGCCUUAGCACCACCAUUUAUCAUUAUUAACCACAUAACUCUGGUUCUCAGAAUAAUCUUCAACAAAAAGGAACAUAAAAAAGAACAUCUGGAAAGAGAUCUUCCAGUUGGCCUAGAUCAAAAAAUCAUAACCUGGGAGCUGGUACAAAAAGAAAAUUAUCUUGUAAACCUUGAACAAGAAAGGAAAGAAAGCAAUGAAGAAAGGCUGAAGGCCACAUCUAACAAGGUGGAUAAUUUAUCUAAAUACCUUAGUGGGUUGAAAGAACAAGAAAGGCGGCUUAAAGUCAUAGAAUCCCAGAUAUGCUACUGUACAGCUGUUAUCUCUUCAAUGGCAGAUGCUUUAACCAAAACCAACCUAUUGUGCAACCAACCAGCUCCAGAUUAUACACGUUUGAUGAAUGCCAGCACCGAAGUGCCUUUGCCAGAAAGGGGUGAAGAAGAAGAGCAUGCAGAUCCAUCUGAGGCUGACAUCAUGUACAUUGAUAAUUAAAUUUUAUUCUCAAUUUGAGUUAAACUUUUUCCACUACUGAAUUACUACAGCAAUAAAACCCUAAUUUCAUGAAGGCCUACGACCCAAAUCUCAAAGCCUUUGAUAGUAUCUUCAUACCUGAUGUCAAACACUGCUGAUGGUUAAUACUGCUGAGGAUUUCUUGGGCAUUCUUCAACUUCUUGGCCUUCCUUCCCUCCUGAUGUUUCUUGGUCAUUUAUCCAACACUCCCCUCCACAAAUGGCACUACUUCCCCUCCAGGAUGACCACCACCUUAUUUUCUAUAUAGCCUGUGUUUUGUUCUCUACGUUGCAUACCCUCAAUCAAACUUUCAUCACCACCAAUGUCUACAUUUCUGUGUUCUUUUCAAGGGAGUUUCCCUUUUGAAAGGUAAUCAUUU
Messenger RNA from Anas platyrhynchos (mallard), 4185 nucleotides. It is a transcript of the gene TRPM5, whose product is annotated as transient receptor potential cation channel subfamily M member 5. Gene Ontology annotation, biological process: calcium ion transmembrane transport. Gene Ontology annotation, molecular function: calcium-activated cation channel activity; ligand-gated calcium channel activity. The record is from RefSeq and is a predicted model, not a curated record. NCBI's taxonomy places the organism in Eukaryota, Metazoa, Chordata, Aves, Anseriformes, Anatidae. Gene Ontology annotation, cellular component: plasma membrane.